GGAGGGGAGGGGUGGAGAGACGCAGGGCUCGCUUGUGGCGUAGAAACUGUUUCCGGGUUGCGCUCCCGGAAGCAGGAAGUUGUCGGCCCACCCCUCCUCGCCGGGCGGCUUGGUGUCCCCGAGGCGGGAGGAGCCCGAGGGGGCGCGGGCCCGCAUGUUUCAGAAGCCGGCGCCUCCGCACCUCCCCCUGGGGCAGCGCUCGCCUCCACCAGAGCCGGACCUUCCUCCCGGAGGGAUUUCGAAUUGGAAGACAUGGAUUUUGCUGCUAACGAACUCAGCAUUUAUGACAAACUAUCAGAGACUGUUGACUUGGUGCGACAGACCGGCCAUCAGUGUGGCAUGUCAGAGAAGGCCAUCGAGAAUUUCAUCAGGCAGCUACUGGAAAAGAACGAGCCCCAGAGGGGGCCGGCCCAGUACCCUGUGCUCAUCGCUGUGUAUAAGGCGCUCCUGACGCUCGGCCUAGUGCUGCUGGCCGCCUACUUCGUGAUCCAGCCUUUCAGCCCGCUGGCGCCCGAGCCCACACUGGCCGGGGCCCACCCCUGGCACACGCUCAUCCGCCACAUCCGCCUGCUGUCCCUACCCAUCACCAAGAAAUACCUGCCCGAGAGCAAGGCUGCCGUGCUGCCCGCGACAGAGGAGGACAGGCAGCUGGCCGGCCCCGACCCCUGGUGGCCCCAUGACUGUGAGCACAACGAGUCGGAGCCAGUCCCUGCCAGCUGCAUCGUCUGCGCCCACAUGCUGCCCCUUGAAGUGAUGCUCCCGGAGGACGCCCCGAAGAUGUUCGACCACCUGCGGCAGCUGGUGAUCAAGACUGGACAGCCCCUACGGCCUGAAGAGAUCCAGCACUUCCUGUGCCAGUACCCGGAGGCGGCCGAUGGCUUCAGCGAGGGGGUGUUCACCCACUGGCAGCGCUGCUUUCCUGAGCGCUGGUUCCCGUUCCCCUACCCAUGGAGGAGACCUCUGAACAGAUCGCAGAUUUUACGUGAACUUUUCCCAGUUUUUACCCACCUUUCAUUUCCAAAAGAUGCCUCCUUAAAAAAGUGCUUUCUUCUUCACCCAGCACCUGUCCUGGACAGUCAGAUGCACAAGGUGCACGACCUGUUUGCGGUUGGCAGCGGUGAGGCCAUAUUGCAGCUCAUCCCUCCCUUCCAUUGCCGGAGACACUGUCAGUCCGUGGUCAUGCCAGUGGAGGCGGGGGACAUCGGCUACGCCAGCACCGCCCACUGGAAAGCCUACAUCGUAGCCAGAGGGGUGCAACCUUUGGUCAUCUGCGAUGGAACCACACGCUCGGAACUCUAGAAGGCAGAACUACCUACGAGAGCAACUCUAGCCCGGAGAGCCAGGUUAAAAGAGGGGAAAUAAAAACAAAGAAACCA
This is a messenger RNA of Cavia porcellus (domestic guinea pig), 1376 nucleotides long. It is a transcript of the gene CUNH6orf89, whose product is annotated as chromosome unknown C6orf89 homolog. The transcript is spliced from 9 exons. NCBI's taxonomy places the organism in Eukaryota, Metazoa, Chordata, Mammalia, Rodentia, Caviidae. Gene Ontology annotation, cellular component: Golgi membrane; nucleolus. The record is from RefSeq and is a predicted model, not a curated record. The coding region runs from base 253 to 1299 and encodes 348 amino acids.